AUGGAGCUUUCCGAGCCUGUCGGCGGGCGUGGUCUGGAUGAAGGAGUUGGUAGCGGAGUUCUUCAGUUCUUCGGGACCCUAGUGGAGCAGGACGCACAGGGCGUGGCGGAAGAUCCGGACAAAGCUUUGGAUGGCUCCCGGACCUCUGCGUACUGCUACCUCCCCAAUACUUCUUUCCUCUCCUAUGCAGAAGCUGCCCAUACCAGUGCAAUCCCACAGUACCACUUACCUACCUGCCUUGUUCCCAGAACCUUUGGGACUAAAAAAAAAAAAAAGAAUGUAGCCUUGAUUGGGCUUACAGAAGAGACUGGCAGUGCCCUAGUCCCCAAGGAGAUACCCUCAAAAGGAGGUGUCUGGAGAGUGAUCUUUAAGCCUCCUGAUGCUGAUAGUGACUUUUUGUGCAGAUUAAAUGAGUUUUUGAAGGGAGAGGGCACGACGAUGGGUGAAUUAACCAGAGUUCUUAGGAGUCGGAAUGACCCUCUCGGCCUAGACCAGGGCAUAAUGAUCCCUGAAGUUCGAGCACCCAUGUUAGCACAGGCAUUAGAUGAGGCCCUUAAGUCCACCCUGCAGUAUCUGAGGUACAAGAAGUUGAGUGUGUUCUCAGGCAGGGAUCCUCCAGAACCAGGUGAAGAAGAAUUUGAAUCUUGGAUGUUUCAUACUUCCCAAGUAAUGAAAACAUGGCAGGUGUCAGAUGUAGAGAAAAGAAGGCGGUUGAUUGAGAGCCUUAGAGGUCCAGCAUUUGAAAUUGUUCGAGUCCUCAAGAUAAACAACCCCUUCAUUAUAGAUGCAGAAUAUCUGAAGACGCUUGAGACAAUAUUUGGGAUUAUUGAUAAUCCUAGAGCAUUGCAGGUCAAAUACCUUACUACCUACCAAAAGAACGAUGAAAAGCUAUCUGCCUAUGUUCUAAGGUUGGAGCCUUUAUUACAGAAACUGGCUCAGAAAGGAGCAAUUGAGAAAGAAGUUGUGAAUCAGGCUCCUCUAGAGCAAGUCAUUGCUGGGGCAGUCCACAAGUCAGUUCAAAGAGAGCUUGGACUGCCCGAGGGUAGCCCAGCCCCAGGCUUACUGCAGUUGCUGACACUGAUAAAAGAUAAGGAGGCCGCUGAAGAAGAGGUCCUCCUUCAGGCUGAAUUAGAAGGCUAUUUCACUUGACCCAAGACCCAAGGCUGUCAUGAGCAGAACAAGAUGGAAGAGCUCAUUGCAGUGAUCAGCCCAUCCACUCUUUAUGCUGCCAGA
Mus pahari (shrew mouse) is the source of this 1233-nucleotide messenger RNA. RefSeq names its product modulator of apoptosis 1-like. The record is from RefSeq and is a predicted model, not a curated record. Lineage: Eukaryota; Metazoa; Chordata; Mammalia; Rodentia; Muridae. The transcript has 4 exons. Bases 1 to 1149 code for a protein of 382 amino acids. Gene Ontology annotation, biological process: regulation of apoptotic process.